CUCCCUGCCCGCUCCAUAAAAGCGGGAAGGGGGCGCUGCGCCUCCAGUCGCCGCACAGUCUCUCCGCCGUUGCGCCGCUUCUGCAAGAGCUGCAAGCGGGCUGUCUGCAUCGGCUGGAAAGGAAGACCAAUAGUUACCAAUGGAUAUACUCUGGGAAUAAUUAGAGAGGAGACGUUUUAACCCCUUUCCUGCUAGCCAAACUCUACAAGCAGCAUUGCCUCUUUGCUCUCUAGAAAGCAGCUCCUCCCUCCUGGGAAUCCAGACUACAUUCCCACCACAAUAUGCUUUCUAAAAUGGCAGCACUUCACCCUGGCUUCCUUCACUCUCAAGUGUGCAAAAACCCAACACUCUUAAGGACCAUCCUCUUCGGGAAUCGUGUUACGCGACCUUGCUCUGCAUUGGAUUUGGAGACUUUUAGCAAGAGAGGAACUGUGGAUAAAGCUGUUCGGGAUUCUAUACUUGGUGCUGCGGUUGGCCUGGGUGUGGCUGUGGUGGGCAUCCCGGCCGCAGCUGGCGCUUUGGGUUUCACUGCUGCAGGAAUUGCAGCUGGUUCAAUUGGGGCCAAAAUGAUGUCUGCUGCUGCCAUCGCAAAUGGAGGCGGAGUGGCCGCUGGGGGCGUGGUUGCCACCCUGCAGUCCAUUGGGGCUGCAGGGGUGCCGGCCGCCGUGUCGGCAGCAAUAACAGCCACAGGAGCAGCGCUGGGAGCCUUAAAGGACCUUUGCAGUUGAGAGGCCAGCGGGGACCCCCCCCCUUCCAUGAAAUUAGUUUUGACUGUCAAAAGGCCUCUAGAGAAACCUGCUUGCAGAGGAAACGGCUGUUCCUUCUUACCUCCUUGCUUGAAUUAUUGUAGUUAAUAGCCUACUUCCUCCUAGAUUUGUUCAACUGCUUUUCUUGUAAUAAAAAUAUCUUUUUGUCUCAGUUUA
This is a messenger RNA of Crotalus tigris (Tiger rattlesnake), 923 nucleotides long. RefSeq names its product interferon alpha-inducible protein 27-like protein 2A. NCBI's taxonomy places the organism in Eukaryota, Metazoa, Chordata, Lepidosauria, Squamata, Viperidae. The record is from RefSeq and is a predicted model, not a curated record. The coding region runs from base 282 to 728 and encodes 148 amino acids. Gene Ontology annotation, biological process: apoptotic signaling pathway. Gene Ontology annotation, cellular component: membrane; mitochondrion. The transcript has 6 exons.